This is a messenger RNA of Oncorhynchus tshawytscha (Chinook salmon), 4075 nucleotides long. Its product is annotated as osteopetrosis-associated transmembrane protein 1. Bases 89 to 1003 code for a protein of 304 amino acids. The record is from RefSeq and is a predicted model, not a curated record. The transcript is spliced from 6 exons. Lineage: Eukaryota; Metazoa; Chordata; Actinopteri; Salmoniformes; Salmonidae. Gene Ontology annotation, cellular component: cytosol.
CUUUACACACCAGGAACAGGAAGUGAUGGACUGUUAUGAAGAGUGAGUUUUGGAAUACAGUCACGGUUCGGAAGGUGCUUCUUCAAACAUGUAUAUCUUCCAGGUGGCUGCGUUAUUGAUAGCGUUCCUAUAUUAUGGCAAUGCUCAAACGUCUACUGUCGCUGUGAACCCCACCAUAGAGCUGAGCGCAGACGGAUUGAAGCAGCUCGCUGCGAUAGUGGCGCCCGUGUUUCACCCUAGCCGCGGUUCCUAUUUUUCUCUCAACCUGUUCUCGGGGUUUCCAGAAGAUCUGGAGGUCAGCGAUUACUGCGUCGAGCUGCUGGCUAUCUUUGGGCAGCGGUAUUCAACAUAUGUGACUUGUUUGGUGUCCGCCGCGCGUCCUGUCAAAGUGUGCCAAAAUUGUUAUGGUUCCUACGACAACCUUAUGGACAUUUACACAAACAUAUCAUCAGACCAGAUGGGCCCAGGGAAUGUGAGUUGCAGAGACAGCCUCUUGCGUUCUGAUAGGCUGAUGUUGGUGUUCCUGCUUUACAACAACCUGGAGGACAUCUGGACUGGUUCAGAAUGUAACAGUUGUGUAAGCCUGGGACUCCACAGCCUGACCAAUGACACCCUUUACUUCAUGGCCACACUCAACCAGUCCCUCAGAUGUUUUGAGAAGUUCCAACAGGGGAACCACUCCGCGCUAUGUAAGGAGUGCAAGGCCACAUACAGAGGACUGAAUGAGCUGUACAGCCGCAUGGAGAAGAAUCGCACACUCUGCAUAGACAUCGAGGACUCUAUGAAUAUGACCCGCAGACUGUGGAGCAAGAAUUUCAAUUGUUCCUUCCCCCGGGCAGAGAAUGUUCCUGUCAUCGCCGUGUCCAGCUUCAUGCUCUUUCUGCCCAUCAUCUUCUACUUGAGCAGUUUCCUUCACUCGGAACAAAAGAAACGCAAGCUCAUACACCCCAAACGAGCCAAGUCCAACACCAGCCUCGUGAACAUCCAGGACAGGUUAAGCUGAGGAGAGAGAAAGAUAAGGAAGAAAGCAUUAUGAUGAAGAAAUGGAAGAGGAUGAGGAGGAAUGUUCCUUUGGUUUGUCCAAAACCUCUCCUGGAUGCAAAUGUCAUUUCCUCUGUGACUGUGGUUUCAACCAGUUCUGUAAUGACUGAGAAGUCAAAAAGAGCUCCCCCUGUGGGCGAGAAGGAUGCCAAUCAUCAGUAUUCUUUUUUCCUAAGAUAUUAUAGCAAACAGAAACAACGGAAUAUUUCUAACAGAAGAUUAGUUAUAAUUGCACUGUUCAUGUCCCGCUUUGAACCGCCUACCCCCACCCAUUGCUUCUACAACAAAAUACACACAAUAGAAAUGCACCAUGACCUGCUGCUGAUUUAUAAGCAAUGGGGAGUAAGUCUAUUUUUUUAUAUUGAUGUCUCUUAGAUGUGACAUACCUACCGUGUAAAAGUGGAUGACAGCUGAGAUGGAGAGAAUCUUUUAAAAUAUAUAUAUAUAUUAGUCAAAUUAUUGGUCACAUUUGGGAAAGAUGAGCAAAAAAGACUAUCAAAUAAAUAAUACAAAUGUUCUGUAUUGCAUGCAAAAAAUAUAUAUAAAUGAUAUUCAUUUACUAAUACAAUUGCUCAGAGAAAAUAAUUGGCACCCCUGUUUUCACUACUCCAUCACCCUUCCCUUACAUGUGAGCAAAGAGCUCUUUUCAUGUCAUCCAACAAAUGUAAAUGCCUGGAGCUUGCUAAAUGGCAUUUUCACUUGGAUUGGAACUGGUGCUAUGGUCAGAUGACAUGAAAAUCGAGCUCUUUGGCCACUCAUACCAGUGGUAUGUUUUGCAUCAGAAGAAAGAUGCUUAUGCAGAAAAUAAACCCCUCUACUGUAAAAUAUAGUGGAUCUUUGUUAUGGGGCUUCCACUGGUCCUGGGGUCCUGGUUAAGGUCAAUGGUAUCAUGAACUUUACCUAAACUUGGCCACAAAUAGACCUGCUAGCAAGACAAUAGCCCCAAGCACAUAUCAAAAUCCACAAAGAAAUGGUUAAUUGGCCAUUUAAUUGGCCAUAAAAUCGCUCUCUGGACUUGAAAGCCAUUUAAAACCUGUAGUUCGCAUUGAAGAGGGCAAAGACGAAGGAUAUCAGGGAUCUGGAAAGAUUAUGUAUGAAGGAAUGGUCUGAACAAAUCAAUGUUUUUUGGUCAUGUACACAGUUUAGCAAAUGUUAUAGCGGGUGCAGCAAAAUGCUUAUGUUACUAGUUCCUAACUAUGCAGUAAAAUGUCAAAUGGGUGGGUCAAUGACGGAUAAGGUUUAAAAAAAAAGUGUUAAUGCUUAUUAAAGUUAUUUCUACCUUAAUUAGUGUGUGUGUAUGUAUAUAUAUAUAUACACACACACACACUAUCUGUCAAACGUUUUACGAAGAAGGACAGUGAUGGAAUGCUGCAUCAGAUUACCUGGCCUCCACAAUCCUCUGACCUCAACCAAAUUGAGAUUAUUUCGGUGGAGUCGGACCACAGUGUGAAGGAAAAGCAGCCAACAAGUGCUCAGCAUCUGUGGGAACUCCUUCAAGACUUUGAAAAGCAUUCCAGGUGAAGCUGGUUGAGAGAAUGCCAAGCGUGUGCAAAGCUGUCAUCAAGGCAAAGGGUAGCUAUUUUGAAUAAUGAAAUAUAAAAUGAAUUUUGAUUUGUUUAAAAACUUAUUUGGGAUCGGUGUCCUUUCCACGGGACGGUUGAGCUUACGUAGGCUAAUGCGACUAGAAUUAGGUUGUAAGUAACAAGAACAUUUCCCAGGACGUAUUGGCAGAAAGCUUAAAUUAUUGUUAAUCUAACUGCACUGUCCAAUUUACAUGAGCUAUUACAGUGAAGGAAUACCAUGCUAUAGAUUGAGAAGAGUGCACAAUUUUGAACAUAAGUUAUUAAUAAACAAAUUAGGCACAUUUGGACAGUCUUCAUACAAUUUUUAAACAGAAAUACAAUGGUUCAUAUGAUCAGUCUAAAACCUUACAUAUACACUGAUGCCAUCUAGUGGCCAAAAUCUAAAUUGCACCUGGGCUAGAGUAAUACAUGCCCUUUCUCUUGCAUUUCAAAGAUGGUUAAAAAAUAAAAAAGUUAUUUUUCUUUAUUAUCUUUUAACAGAUCUUUUGUGUUGUAUUCUACUACAUCCCUUUCACAUUUCCAUUAAACUUCAAAGUGUUUCCUUUCAAAUGGUACCAAGAAUGUCAUUUUAGGCGAGAGUAUAAAAAAGGGGCUAAUCCUUAAGAGGUUUAACACUUUUUUGGUUAUUACAUGAUUCCAUAUGUGUUAUUCCAUAGUUCUGAUGUUUUCACAAUUAUUCUACAAUGUAGAAAAUAGUAAAAAUAAAGAAAAACCUUUGAAUGAGUAGAUGUUCUAAAACUUUUGACUGGUAGUUCAACACGUUUUAGUCACCGAGAAUUAAAUCCAUUGAUUUAAAUUGGAAUCAUACUAUUUCCCCCAUGAAUAAUGUCAUUCAGUGUAACUGUAAGGGAUUUUCAAAUUACUUGAUUAUUUUUCCAGUAUUAGCAUUCAUCUGUUUAUAGAUAGUAAUAGUUUGAUAUCAACAAAUGUCUACUGCUUUGAAAAUCAUACAUCUGGUAUUUUCUACUAACAUGAUGUCAUUUGCUGAUUUCAGCACCCAAAAUGUCAGCUCAAAAGUGAAAAAAGCAGGAAAAUGUCUAAAUGCUUUUCUGUAAAGGGGUAAAGAUUGUCAUGGAUCAGCUUUAAUAUUGCAGAUUGUGGCUUCCAUCAAUGUUGUCUGCAUAAUUGUCUGCACAUUUCCAAUCCCCCAUAUAAAAAAAUAGAUUUCCCUUUUAUUAUUCUCUCCUGAUUGGAAUACACUAAUGGACAACAACACUUAGGCGUCUACCUCCAGCUUAUACAUGCUAUAUACAAUUUUCGGACACAGUAUAUUUGAAAAUAGUUAUCUUUUGUUUAGUUUUUAGUCCCAUCUCUGAACACCAUCCAGUUUUGAUUUAUAUUUGCCGUAUAUUUUUCAACUGUGCUGUGAUGUUUCGCAAAAGUUUUGAACCUUUCUAUUUUCAUAGUUUCUACAGAUUGUAAAUUGAAAAUAAACUGCUUGGCUAAGAGUA